AUGGCUGUCACUGCCUGCCAGGGCUUGGGGUUCAUAGUUUCACUGAUCGGGAUUGCAGGCAUCAUUGCCGCCACCUGCAUGGACCAGUGGAGCACCCAGGACUUGUACAACAACCCGGUGACAGCUGUAUUCAACUACCAAGGCCUGUGGCGCUCCUGUGUCCGCGAGAGCUCUGGCUUCACCGAGUGCCGGGGCUACUUCACCCUGCUGGGGCUGCCAGCCAUGCUGCAGGCAGUGCGAGCCCUGAUGAUCGUGGGCAUUGUUCUGGGUGCCAUCGGCCUCCUGGUAUCCAUCUUUGCCCUGAAGUGCAUCCGCAUUGGCAGCAUGGAGGACUCCGCCAAAGCCAACAUGACACUGACCUCUGGGAUCAUGUUCAUCAUCUCAGGUCUCUGUGCAAUCGUUGGAGUAUCUGUAUUUGCCAACAUGCUGGUUACUAACUUCUGGAUGUCUACAGCUAACAUGUACACUGGCCUGGGUGGGAUGGUGCAGACCGUUCAGACCAGGUACACCUUUGGUUCAGCUCUGUUCGUGGGCUGGGUCGCCGGAGGCCUCACACUAAUUGGGGGUGUGAUGAUGUGCAUCGCCUGCCGGGGCCUGGUUCCUGAAGAAAGCAACUACAAAGCCGUGUCUUAUCAUGCCUCAGGCCACAAUGUCGCCUACAAGCCAGGAGGCUUCAAGGCCAGCACUGGCUUUGGGCCCAGCAGCAAAAACAAGAAGAUAUACGAUGGGGGUGCCCGCACAGAGGACGAGAUGCAAUCUCAUCCCUCCAAGUACGACUAUGUGUAGCAUUCCAAGGCACCUCAGCAUGGGCAGAAGAACCCCCCAAUUAGAGCUCACUUGAAAAACAGGGAAAUUUUACCUUGACUCCUUAUUGCUUUUGACUCACAGUUGAAAGUAAGAAAAACCUUGAUUUCACCCGGAAGGAGGCCUGAUGGUCUGGGCCACUGUCUCUGUGUUUCUAAUGUUCCAUCACAAAAACAGCUGAGUUAUCAGAUAUGAAUUAGACGCUACAGUUCACAGUUUCCAAUCCUCUGUUUUUUUUUUUAAUUUAACCUUUCUAAUCUGAUGAUAGAAUGUGGUUUGAAUUCCUAUCAGACAAUAGCUCAUCGAUGAUCUAUUUCCCAACUCAUCCCCCAGAACAAUUCUGAAAGGAAAAAAGGAGAGUCCAUCAAAAGACAUCAUUUCCUACUAUUUGAUUUUAACCUCCCCGGCCAACUUGGCUACUAAUAAACACUGAUUGAAGUAGAGCUGAUAGGGAAAGAUAUUUGUAAUGUCUCCAGCUCAUUAUCUGAGUUUUCUUACACUGUGAUCUUGACAUUACCUGGACU
Nyctereutes procyonoides (raccoon dog) is the source of this 1328-nucleotide messenger RNA. RefSeq names its product claudin 18 (gene CLDN18). Gene Ontology annotation, cellular component: bicellular tight junction; plasma membrane. The transcript has 5 exons. The coding region runs from base 1 to 786 and encodes 261 amino acids. Lineage: Eukaryota; Metazoa; Chordata; Mammalia; Carnivora; Canidae. Gene Ontology annotation, biological process: bicellular tight junction assembly; cell adhesion. Gene Ontology annotation, molecular function: structural molecule activity. The record is from RefSeq and is a predicted model, not a curated record.